AAUCUUACUGUAAGUGAUACAGUAAGAAAAUAUCAUAAACAUGGAUUGCUUGAAUGUAGCGAAGAUUUUACCAAAUUCCCCACAGAAGACACGAGGACAGAUUCAGGUAACUGUAAUGUUAUUUUUCGGACCGAUGUUUUCAGGAAAAAGCACUGAACUGAUGCGGCGCGUGCGGAGGUUUCAGGUGGCUCAGUAUUCCUGUCUGCUCAUCAAAUACGCCAAAGACACACGCUACUCUCAGAUGGGGAUGGCCACGCAUGACAUGAGUAUGGAUCUGCAGGCCUGCGUCAUCGGCAUCGACGAGGGACAGUUUUUUCCAGACACAGUUGAGUUCUGUGAGGAAAUGGCCAACAUGGGAAAAACCAUCGUAGUAGCAGCACUCGACGGAACCUUCCAGAGAAAGCCCUUCGGUAAUAUCCUGAAUCUGGUGCCUCUGGCGGAGAGCGUGGUCAAACUGAACGCCGUCUGCAUGCAGUGCUUCAAAGAAGCCGCUUACACCAAAAGACUCGGAGCUGAACAAGAGGUGGAGGUGAUCGGCGGAGCUGAUAAGUAUCACGCUGUGUGCCGAGCGUGUUACGGAGGUCUCAUGGCGUGUAAAGAGAACCGCGACCCGCAGAGAGAGGAGACGCCGCCGCAUGUGAUGUCAGGAAAACAGCCCAAUCAAAGCGCUCCACGAAAACUCUUCGCUUCCCUUCAUUUAUGAAAAUAACACAGCAGAAAACGAUUUCUUCCGUAGUAUUUUUGUCUUGUUUUCUUGUAUAAAUAUCUAAAAAUUCUUGAAUCAGGAUGGAUUUACUUGACAAGUAAAAUGACUUAAGAUAUUAAGUCUUGUUUUCUGAAAGAAAAAUCUACAUUUCGUUAGUUUUUGCCAAAAAUAUCAUGUCAGUGGGAUAAGAAAAAUAAUUUUAAUUCAAAGGCUAAACAAGAUUAUUUUUCUUACCCCAUUGACAGAUAUUUUUGCUUGUUUUAAGCAAAAACUAACAAUAUUUUCAGAAAACAAGACAUAAUAUUUUAAGUAAUUUUACUUGUCAAGCAAAUGCAUCUUAAUUCCAGAACUUGUAGACGUUUAUACUAGAAAACAAGACAAAAAUACUAAGAAAAUAAUUUUUUGCAGUUACUGUUAAUACACAGAUUUAACUCACUAAAGUGAGAAUUUAGCACCUGAUUUGUAUUUUAUUUUUUUUCAUGCUGUUGAUUUCUGUAUAUAAUAACUUAAACUCUUAAGGUCUAGCAAAAUAUGGUGUGCUUGUAUUUUCCGUUUAGAAAAUAGAUGAUCAUUUGUAUGUGUUUUAAUUUAAACCGUUUUAAACUAAUUUAUAAUUGUGUAACAACAACCAGCGGUCACCAUGGAAAACUGCCAAUGAGUGAUGUUUAAAAUGAGAGGAAAUAAAGUGAGUUUGGUUUUUCA
Cyprinus carpio (common carp) is the source of this 1408-nucleotide messenger RNA. RefSeq names its product thymidine kinase, cytosolic-like (gene tk1). The transcript is spliced from 7 exons. NCBI's taxonomy places the organism in Eukaryota, Metazoa, Chordata, Actinopteri, Cypriniformes, Cyprinidae. Gene Ontology annotation, biological process: thymidine metabolic process. The record is from RefSeq and is a predicted model, not a curated record. The coding region runs from base 41 to 703 and encodes 220 amino acids. Gene Ontology annotation, molecular function: thymidine kinase activity; ATP binding.